GGUAGCCAUGAAGUUGGUAACAGUUUACGUUCUAUCACUGGUCUGCUUCGUGAUCAUCGCUGCUGCUCCGGACGACACGGACGAUGAAGAGAUGGUCAAAUUCAAAGAAUUCAAGAAGCGGAACAAGAAAAAGUACAACGGGGCGUUGGAGAGGGUGCACUUCAAACGCUGGAAGAAGAGGAGGGCUGCCAUCCGGCGGCAUAACAAUGGCACCUCAUCCGGUCGGAGGAGCUCAUUCCGUAUGGCUGACAAUUUAUUCGCAGACCAAAGCGAGGAGGAAUGGGAGACGUAUCUUUUAGGAGUUACGGUACCGGAAGAAUUCAUCGUCAAUGAAGAGGAAGAGAGUGAGCAAGUUGAAACGACGACUGUAGACUCUGAAACCGAAGGCAAUCUAGUGGACGAGAUCAUCGAGGCGGACGAUCGUCAGACUGCCCCUUCCCUUGAUUUGCGCAAUAAUCCGUGCAUGCCGCCCGUCAAAUUCCAGUCCCCGUGCGGCGGAUGCUGGGCUUUUAUCGCCACGACGGCCGUCGAAUAUCAGACUUGCAUGAGCAGGACAAACCGAACUCCUUUAGUGCUGAGUGAACAACAGCUGAUCGACUGCAGCGGAAGCUACGGCACCAAAGGAUGUAACGGUGGCUUUUACUCGCAGGCGUGGGACUAUAUCAUGGCCACAGGUGGACUUGCAACGAACGUCACAUAUCCUUACAUGGCAGCGGCUGGCACAUGUCAGUUUGUGAAAGGAGUCACGCCAACGGCAGGCAGGGUGUCCAGGUACGCGUACCUGGCCAAAAACGAAACAACCAUGUUGAACGCGUUGCAAAGAGGUCCCGUCGCAGUCUCCAUCGUAGCCAAUACGAAAUUCAUCCUCUACAGUUCAGGCAUUUUCGACGACGAGACGUGCAAGAGCGGGACGCUCAAUCACGGCGUCGUCCUCGUGGGUUACGGAAGGGCUAACGGCACUGACUACUGGAUCGUGCGCAAUUCGUGGGGAACAUCUUGGGGUCAAAACGGUUACAUACUCAUGAAACGCAACGUCAAUAUGUGUCGAUUGGCCGAAUACGCAUUUCUCGCUACCAUCUAAACUAAUGUGCAACCC
Molecule: messenger RNA, 1096 nt
Organism: Daphnia carinata
Lineage: Eukaryota; Metazoa; Arthropoda; Branchiopoda; Diplostraca; Daphniidae
Exons: 9
Coding region: 8-1081 (357 amino acids)
Biological process (GO): immune response
Cellular component (GO): lysosome
Molecular function (GO): cysteine-type endopeptidase activity
Source: RefSeq, a predicted model, not a curated record